This is a messenger RNA of Notolabrus celidotus (New Zealand spotty), 1338 nucleotides long. RefSeq names its product tumor necrosis factor receptor superfamily, member 18 (gene tnfrsf18). Gene Ontology annotation, biological process: positive regulation of T cell migration; positive regulation of peptidyl-tyrosine phosphorylation; positive regulation of cytokine production involved in immune response. The record is from RefSeq and is a predicted model, not a curated record. Gene Ontology annotation, molecular function: protein binding. The transcript has 7 exons. Lineage: Eukaryota; Metazoa; Chordata; Actinopteri; Labriformes; Labridae. The coding region runs from base 1 to 843 and encodes 280 amino acids. Gene Ontology annotation, cellular component: external side of plasma membrane.
AUGAUUCCUCCGAGUCUCUCUCUGGUGUUAAUAUGCGUGUGGGGUAUUUGGACUUCAGGAUUUGCUGCAGACUGUGGUGAGCGACAGCGUGAGUUAGAUGGUCGGUGCUGUGACCUGUGCCCCCCAGGGAAGCAUGUGAAAAACUUCUGCUCAGAGCAUCAGCAGACUGUCUGCACCUCCUGUACUGAGGGGUUCUACUCAGAUCAAUAUCACAUCUUCAACACAUGUGAGGAGUGUCAGUCAUGUCAAGAAUAUGCUGAGAAUUGUACUCAGACCACAAAUGCAAAAUGUUCUUGCCGCCAUGGCUUCCUGUGCUCCAACAGUGUUUGCUCAAAGUGUGAGGAAAACAAAUGUGUCACAGGGGAGGUAGUGAAAAGGACAGACAAAAACACGAGCAAUGGGGUGACAGAGUAUUCAUAUCAGUGUGAGCCAUCGUGCCCUGAUACUGAAUAUUUUGAUGUGAAAGUGAACACCUGCAAGCCACGAUUACGGUGCAGUUUAUUUGGCCUUGCUGAGCGUUUUCCAGGGAACAAAACCCACAACUCAGUCUGUGAAGGAGCUGGUUCACCAGAGAGGCAUGAAUACGGUGGAGACCAUACUUAUAUGAUCCUUAGCAUUUGCUUUAUUCUGCUGUCUCUUACCCUCCUUGUACUUCUGUUUUACGUCUGUAUGAAGAAACUAAGGAAGCACAAACAAAGUGAUAAACCGACUGACUUUGUGACCGUCUCUACAAACAUCAGUGAGUUCCACCUGUCAAAAGAGGAGAGCGGCCUUCAGCUCAUCAUCCAGGAUGGAUCUAAAUGCAGCAACAGUUUUUGUGACUUACAUAUGGAAAAAGUUUGAUUACAAGUCUCAGUUAAGUCUGUUCAACCUCAAUCAAGAUUGAAAAAUAUCAAAGUAUUUCAGCUUCUUGUUCUGUAUAAAACACAGAUUUAAUCACAAAGGAAGCUCUCCAGGUUAGAGACGCUGGAUCGAGGACGUGAGGUUCCUGCUUUCAUUUCCAGCAGGAGAGACCUAUGCAGUCGCCUCCUCCUCAUUACCACCAUAAAAGGGCCUUUGAGCAAGGCAUUUAAUCCCAAUCUGCUCCAGUAAAGCUACUCAAUGGUUGGAGGAUUAGAUGUCCAGGUUAGAAUGUGUGUAACCAUGUGUAUAGACCCUAAUAAUGGUAAAGAGGAGAAACAGUAGAUGAAGUAAACACCUUCAUUACGACCUGUUUUCGUGUCCACUGUGCACUUAAUUGUUUCUUUAAAAUGCUCUAUGGAGUGCUGGGAUAUAACUGUAAGGAUUAUUUUGUACAUAUUUAAAUGUCUCUGUGAAUAAAUGACUUUUUACAAAGAU